Messenger RNA from Metopolophium dirhodum (rose-grain aphid), 3016 nucleotides. RefSeq names its product myb-like protein AA. NCBI's taxonomy places the organism in Eukaryota, Metazoa, Arthropoda, Insecta, Hemiptera, Aphididae. The transcript is spliced from 3 exons. The coding region runs from base 219 to 2474 and encodes 751 amino acids. The record is from RefSeq and is a predicted model, not a curated record.
UUUUCCGACACGACUUCGCUCGUCAAUCUAGUACAGUCGCUCGUGCAAAAUCGUCGGUUUUUGAUUUAAAAUAUUUUUUUCUUUCAUACCUACUAAUAUUUUAAACUUAUAACGAUGAAAUAGUGCAGUUUAUUAUUUGAUUAUUUAUGUGUACAAGUGAUAUUGUGUUUUUUUGUUGUGCAGCUAUCCAAAAAUAAUAUCAUACAGCGGAAAUCAUCAUGGACAAUUUAAAUAGCAUGGUAAUUUUGUGCCUGGUUCAAUUUACACUGAGCGAAGACAGAAUAUCCGUGGACACAGUAGGUACAAUAACGGCGACUGCGGGUUACUCCAUAACAGAUAAUAUCUCUCCGUCCAUUAAAAGUCUGACUUCGAGCAUAGAAUUUUCUGGUGACCACGAUUCUUCUAAAGACACGUCUUCAUCAAGUGAAGGUUAUACGUCAUUAACGCCUGGUCACCGAAACUCUCAAAGCUUGUUGUUGCGAUCCAGACAAGCUAGGGGGAAAUCGCCUAGCCAGCCAUGGAGCACUGAAGAAAAAGACAUUGGUAUCCCAUCUUUUUCAUUGACUGAUCACCGAGUGAAUGAACAAUUAUAUAGUGUUAAACCUCAAACGUUUGACAAUCAAUCACCACAGUUAUCCGACAUAAAGAGUAAUGAAAGUGUAGAGAAGUCUGCAGUAGUGCCAUCAAUUACAUAUGGAAAAAAGAUGCACAAAAACGACGGUCACGACGAUCGACCGGUUUUCAAUGAUUGGUCCGAAGAAGUACACAUGUCAUUUGACAACAAUAAACCAAUUAGAUCACGUCGGAAGAAUAAACACCAACUGGACAGUGAACAGGAAAAAAGAAAAACGCAGAACAAAAAAUUAACAGGAGACAAUAAUGACAAUAAGAAUGGCUGGCAUGAAUUAAGUCCCAAUAUGGAAAUCGCCACUGGCAUUAUUACAUCUGUACAAGAGAAUGAUUCUUCACAAGAAUCAUCUGGUAGUUCGGAAUUGUUUAAGGCCCAUCAUCAUCCGGACCUAUACAAUGCGGACAGUAUUUCCAGCGUGGAGGACGCGGGGCACCAGGCUGAACCACAGAACUUCAACCACAAGCAGGUGCUGUCAAAAAUGAAUCAUUUCGACUUCAGCAACGCCGUGUCGCAGGCCAACAAGACGCCUGUGCCCAGGGAGAAGCGGUUGAACUACUUGCAGCCAGGUGGAGGUGGUAUCCCGGCAGCCAGAUAUCCAUAUAGCGGCGGUGGGCCUUUGCAACAGUCUCAGGUGCAGGCUGUCGGACCCUCUGCGCAGCCACACUCCGCCGCAGCCGCAAACACCGUGGCCGGCGCUAAGUCCGUGAAAAUCGAACAACCGUCGGCGACGCCUAACUACCACAGCAUAGUGGUGCCCAUACCGAUCUCGCACCAGAUGUACGCGGCCAUCGGUGGUGACCCAUCUUCCCCUGUGCACGGCCACCAGUUGGCCAGUAGUACUGUACAGCAGGCGAUGAUGUCGUUGCCGGUCGUGCACAACGUGUUCUUCAAGACGGACGAGAACGGCGGUGGCAAGACUAUGCCGGCCAUCGUGAUACCGCUAAAACCGGAAUACCUUCAUCAAUUGCAGCAACAGCACUACGCGCACAUGCAACAGCAACAGUCGGCAGUGGACGACUCGCUGAACGCUGCCGGACACCAGCGUCCGGUGCACCAAGGGGCCGGCAAAACGUUGCAGUUCCAACAACUUCAUCAGCAGCAGCUGCAGCAACUGCAGCAGCAACAGCAACAGCCGUCGGCUUCCCCAUCGUCGUUAACGCCUUCGCCGUACGCGCAAAAACCAAAAACGGCCAAAGUCAAAAAACCGUUCGGUCUGAUGAAGGACAACGACCUGCAACACCGCGUCAAGCAGCCGUUUGGCCUGCAACACCAGUUUUACAACAACCCGUUGGUUGGUGGAGGGGGAGGCGUCGGGCACGUACAGCUGCACCACGCCGGCCACCAGCAGCAUAACGGUGGCAUCGGCGGUGGCCACCAACAUCCACAACACGAUGCGGCCGAUGACUCUCGAUACGCACAGACGGCCACCGCGCCAGCACCGGUACCCAUCCACGCGUAUUCAGGUACUGGCCAUCCGAUCGUCGUCAAGCGGCCACACGCUUACGGUUACGUAUCACCCGCGUCCCCGGCAUCGACCAAGUACGCGCAGGCCGUAAACAAAUCACCACCACUGCACCAUCAUAACCACAACAAUCAUCACCACCACCAUCAACAGCAACAGCAGCAGCCGUCCACCGAGGAAUUAGCCACCGCUAUCGCGCAACAGCAACUGAUACAGCAGCAACAGCAGCAGCAGCAGCAGCCGUACAAGGCGACCACGUACCAUCCGGGUUUCGCGUACCUUAACGGCCCGGAUGAUGAUUACCCGUACAAGCCCAUUUACAAGGACAUGAACAAACGCAACGACGUGCUGGUCGUCCGGACCGCUGAUGGUCGAAAGUGAUGGAUCAUUUACCGGGAUCGUGAUUUUACACCAAAACUUAUUACCUAAAGAUUAUUCUAUUUUAGAUGCUGUAAUAGUAUAGUUAUUAUACACGUAUAUGUGGACAGACACGUAUAGGCACCCAGAUGGGAGGGGUUAACCCGUGACAUUUUUUAAAUAUUUUGAUGGCAUUUAUUUCCUUUUGCAGAUUAUAAUAAGACACAACACGCGGGGUUUACAUAAUAUUAUAUUAUUAUAAUUACAGAAAUAACCCUCCCACGUAAAUAUAUUUUUCUCGUGUGCGUGUCCGUAUACGCAUAUACCUAUUAUAUUAUAUACGUAUGUCCUAUGUCCUGUAUAAAGACUAAAAUGCAAAGAUAAAAUAACGUAUAUUGUUAUAAUUGUUAUUCUUUCUAUGCGAUAAAUUAUUAUUUAUAAGUAUCUUUAUGUUAUAUUAUAUUAAGCGAAAAAUAUGUUCUUGAGUCGUAUUGUAAUAAUUAGAUUAUAAUAUAUUGUGCGAUUCGCCAUAGUAUUCGCGAACAAUAAAUCGAUAUAUUAUUUUA